Oikopleura dioica is the source of this 1395-nucleotide messenger RNA. Lineage: Eukaryota; Metazoa; Chordata; Appendicularia; Copelata; Oikopleuridae. The record is from the annotation of a GenBank genome assembly.
AUGGCGCCUCCGUCGACAAAAGAGGUCGAGUUUACUCCAAGAUGCUCGGAAGAUGUCAUCGAUUCUACAAGCACAAACCUUUCUUCCGCCACGGAUUCUUACGAGUUCGACUGGUCUCCGAGUCAGCAAAUGAACCUGAUCGGAUACUACUACUUCGGUUAUGUUCCGUGCCAUCUGUUCGGUGGAAGUUUGGCCUUCAAGUACGGAUUCAAAAGAGUUUUGAUGAUCAGUGCCCUUGGAGCUGCUUUGCUUUCUGCAUCUUUCCCACUUUUCGCGAGAACAAACUACUGGCUGGCCGUGGCAAAUCGGGUCGUUUUGGGAGUCCUUCAGACAGGCUGGUUUCCAUCGAUUCAAGGUGCUUGGGGCCAUUGGGCGCCUGAAAAGGAAAGAUCUACCCUCAUUAUGAUCCCUUUUGCUGGAGCUGGACUCGGUUCAGUAACGACAUUGAUGGGUGGCGGAUUGAUUUCAAAGUAUUGCGGCUGGGAGUGGCUUUUUUAUAUACCAGCUGCGCUGAGUUUUACUUGGGCUUUGUUUUGGAGCUACUUUGUCUAUGAUACUCCUGCACUCCACCCUAGAAUCACCAAAGAAGAACUUAUGUUGCUUCCAAAUGCGGAGAAAAAAUCGAAGAAGCAGUCGAUUCCUUUCCGUGAAAUGGUCAAAUCAAAGGAAGUUUGGGCGUUUGUACUCGCUCAAAUUGGGACAAACUAUCAAUUCUUCAUGGUCGCCACUCUUUUCCCUCAGCUGAUGAAGAAUCUUCUUGGACUUGAUGGUUCGCUUGCUGGUCUUAUCUCUGGCCUCUCUAUUCUCGUCCAUAUAAUUUCCAUUUUGCUGCUUGCAGUUGUCUGCGAUCGGAUGGCGAGAAAGAUCGGUCUUCUAAAAAUUAGAAUUUGGUACAUUGCUCUUGGAUUUUUCGUCAUGCCUCUUACCCUUGCUUUUGCUCACGAAAAGAUAAUAGGUUGCAGCGGAAAUGCAGCCUUUUGGGCUCUUAGUUUCACGAUGAUUUUGAUGGGUUUCCAAGCAGUUAGUGUCAAGAGUAAUCCAAAUGAUCUGGCUCCAACUCUUGCAGGAGUCAUCAAUGGAUUGGCAAAUGUAGCCGCGAAUACAACCGGAUUCUGGGGACCUGCGAUUGCUGGCAUUUUCUUUGACCGCUACGGGCACUCGGAAAUUUCAUAUGGAUAUCUGUUUUUGAUUGGUAUUUUUAUCAAUUAUUUUACGGGCAUUUGCUACAUUACGAUGUUUUCCGUUGAAGAACAGCCUUGGUCAAAGACAAACGAGAGUAAAUCCGAACUCAAGGACGACCUUCUGGACACUUCAGAGAGCUAUCAAACUAGUAGCUCAAGUGAUGGAGAUUCAAAUGUCCUUGACUCAAGAAAAGAGACUUUAGAAUCAACUUGA